AUGGCACCGUCAGAAUUCUCAUUGAGGCUCCAGCAUGGUAUUCAAGGCGGAUUCGCUCCCCCGACCCCGAAUGCCGUUCACACUGUCACGAGAGCCAAUAGCAACCAGACAUCGCUACAAAUCACCUCUGCGGUGCGCCCUGACGGCACCCCCCAUCUUGAGGAUGCUCUCCCAAAGAAUCUCGCACACGAUGACUCCGUUGAUGCGCUGGUUGGAGAGCUUCAUGGGAUCCUCAAAUCUAUCCCCACUGAACAGCCUCCUGGCAGCGAAGAUAUCUACGGGCUGGAUACUAGCAUUGCUUGGGGCAGUGAGGAUCUGAUGUGGUGCAAUGGUGGGCCUCAAGGCUGUGGAGGAGGCUCAAGUGAGGUUCAGCCUAGUGAUGAGGAGAAGGCCAAAUUUGCGCGUGCAGUAGAAAUUGUCAAGGAGCUCGUGGCCAAGGCUGGCUGA
Pleurotus ostreatus (oyster mushroom) is the source of this 447-nucleotide messenger RNA. RefSeq lists its product as uncharacterized. The coding region runs from base 1 to 447 and encodes 148 amino acids. Lineage: Eukaryota; Fungi; Basidiomycota; Agaricomycetes; Agaricales; Pleurotaceae. The record is from RefSeq and is a predicted model, not a curated record. The transcript has 2 exons.